UUAGAUUAUAAUGAAAAUAUUGUUUGGGAACCGUUACCAAUAUUUGGUUAUGCAGAAACACUUUGUAUAUUUUGGUUUACACUUGAAUAUGUUAUCAGAUUUAUCGUUGCACCAAAUCGGUUUCAGUUUUUUUGUACUAUAAUGAAUAUUGUUGAUUUAACCGCAAUCAUUCCAUUUUACUUAGAAAUUGGACUUUCAUUAUGUGGUGUCGACGUGGAAAGUCUAAGCGAUAUUAAAGGAGCUUUACUAGUUAUUCGUAUACUGCGGGUAUUACGUGUUGUAAGAAUAUUAAAGCUUGGACGAUACAGCUCCGGUAUGAAAACAUUUGCAUUAACACUUCGUAGUAGUGCUCGACAAUUGGGAAUGAUGGGUAUGGUGCUAACAACCGGUGUUGUAUUCUUUUCAACAUUGCUUUAUUAUGUUGAAAAAGAUGAAAAUGAUUCACCGUUUACCUCUAUACCUGCUGCAUUUUGGUGGGCAAUUGUUACGAUGACUACAGUUGGAUACGGUGAUUAUGUACCAGUAACAUCCACUGGUAAAUUAAUCGCUAGUGGAGCAAUUAUUUCUGGCGUUUUAGUGUUAGCAUUACCGAUCACUAUUAUUGUGGAUAAUUUUAUGAAAAUAUCUAAUAAGUAUGUUCUACAACUUUUAUGUUAA
Messenger RNA from Enterobius vermicularis (human pinworm), 657 nucleotides. NCBI's taxonomy places the organism in Eukaryota, Metazoa, Nematoda, Chromadorea, Rhabditida, Oxyuridae. The record is from the annotation of a GenBank genome assembly.